Messenger RNA from Parascedosporium putredinis, 2413 nucleotides. NCBI's taxonomy places the organism in Eukaryota, Fungi, Ascomycota, Sordariomycetes, Microascales, Microascaceae. The record is from the annotation of a GenBank genome assembly.
AUGGCGGACAUCAACGUUGAAGAGACGCUGAAGAAGCUGACCCUCAGCGAGAAGGUCGAUCUCCUUGCCGGAACUGAUUUCUGGCACACCAAGUCCAUCCCAGAGAAGGGUAUUCCCGCCCUACGCUUCACCGACGGUCCCAAUGGCGUUCGCGGCACCAAAUUCUUCAACGGCAUCCGCGCCGCCUGCUUCCCCUGCGGAACAUCGCUCGGUUCCACUUUCAACGCCGAGCUUCUCGAGGAGGCCGGCAAGAAGAUGGGCGAAGAGGCCAAGCUCAAGGGCGCCCACGACCCCGUGCUCUCCGGCCUCGCUUCCGCCGCUCUCAUCAAGGGCAUCCAGAGCACCGGCGUGCAGGCCACGGCGAAGCACUUUGUGUGCAACGACCACGAGCACAAGCGCAACGCGGUGCAGGUGCUCGUGACCGAGCGCGCCCUCCGUGAGAUCUACGCUCUUCCCUUCCAGCUUUGUGUCCGCGAUGCGAACCCGGGAGCCUUCAUGACGGGCUACAACGGCGUCAACGGCAAGUACUGUAGCGAGAACCCCAAGAUCAUUGACGAGCUCUUGAGGAAAGAAUGGGGGUGGGACGGCACUAUCAUGAGCGAUUGGUACGGCACUUACAGCACCACGGAGGCCAUGCAUGCCGGUCUCGAUAUUGAGAUGCCUGGUCCCCCGGUGCGGGAGCAUAUCCUCGACGAGCGCGCUCGAGGUGUCCUCAACCUUGUCAAGAAGUGCGCUGCCACGGGUGUGCCCGAGAAUGCGCCCGAAUUGACUGGUGAUACUCCCGAGACCGCCGCUCUCCUCCGCAAGAUUGGCAAUGAGGGAAUCGUCUUGUUGAAGAAUGAGAACAAUGUCCUGCCUUUGGCCAAGAACAAGAAGACCGUCGUUAUCGGACCUAACGCCAAGGUGGCCACUUUCCACGGCGGCGGUUCCGCGGCGCUGGCUCCCUACUACGCCGUGACGCCUUUCGCCGGAAUCAGCGACAAGCUAGAGUCCGCGCCCGAGUACACCAUCGGAGCGUACUCGCACAAGCUCCUCCCCCUCCUUGACGAGAUCGUCAAGACGCCCGACGGCAAGCCCGGACUGUCAAUGAAGGUGUACCUCGAGGACCAUUCUGCCACCUCUCGCGAAGUGCAAGAGGAGUACGUCACGACCAAGACCGAGCUCUUGUUCGUUGACUACUACAGCCCCAAGGUCAAGUCCGGAACCUGGUACGCCGACUUUGACGGAGAGUUGGUCGCGGACGAGGACGCCGAGUGGGAGUUCAGCUUGAUCGUUUGCGGUACCGCCCGGCUCUACCUCAACGGCGAGCUCGUCGUCGACAACAGCGUCAACCAGACGCAGGGCACCCACUUCUUCGAGCAGGGCACCAUUGAAGAAAAGGGCCGUAUCCACCUGAAGAAGGGCGAGACGUACAAGGUCAAGGUCGAGUUCGGCUCCACCCCCACCUCGGAGCUGUCCAAGCGAACCCGCCUCUUCGACAACGGCGUCCUCCGCAUCGGCGGCUGCCCCAUCAUCGACGGCAAGAAGGAGAUUGAGAAGGCCGCGGCGCUCGCCAAGGAUGCCGACCAGGUCGUCAUCUGCGCCGGCCUCAACGCCGACUGGGAGUCCGAGGGCUUCGACCGCCAGGCCAUGGACCUCCCCGGCUACCUCGACGAGCUCAUUGCCACCGUGGCCGAGGUCAACCCCAACACCGUCGUGGUGAUGCAGUCUGGUACCCCGGUGACGAUGCCGUGGAUCUUCAAGGUGCCUGCGCUCGUCCAAGCCUGGUACGGCGGCAACGAGACGGGCAACAGCAUCGCUGACAUUGACAACCCGGCUUUCCUCCACUUCAGCACCGAGGCCGGCCGCGUUCUUUACGGCGAGGACGUCUACAUUGGUUACAGGUACUACGAAUACGCCAAGCGCGAGGUUCUCUUCCCCUUUGGCCACGGUCUCAGCUACACGACAUUUGACUUUUCCGACCUCGCCGUCGAGGACAAGGAUGGCAAGAUCACGGCGACCGUCACGGUCAAGAAUACGGGCUCGCGCAAGGGCUCCGAGGUCGUACAGGUGUACGUGGCACCUAAGCAGGCGGCGCAGAUCAGCAGGCCGGUCAAGGAGCUCCGGGGAUUCGGCAAGGUGGAACUCGAGGCGGGCGAGAGCAAGAGCGUGACGGUGGAGAUCGAGACCAAGUACGCCGUCAGCUACUUUGACGAGGCGAGGAACAAGUGGUGCGCGGAGAAGGGCGAGUACGACAUCAUCGCCAGCAACAGCAGCGACGUCAAGGAUGGCCAGGCGCUCAAGGCGAGCAUCACCGUUGCUGAGACGUCUUGGUGGUCCGGUCUCCAGGUGAUGGACCGGGAGCGGGAUAAUGCGCGAAUGGGCCAAAAGGCGGACAAGGACGGCCAGAAAAGCUCCUGCCACGUAGGUCCAU